Molecule: messenger RNA, 19569 nt
Organism: Cinara cedri
Lineage: Eukaryota; Metazoa; Arthropoda; Insecta; Hemiptera; Aphididae
Source: the annotation of a GenBank genome assembly
AUGAAUAUCAUGCGGAAAUUGCGUGGUAAUAAUACUGCCACAUCCACAAGUGGUGAAAAUCCUCGGCCUUUUGAAGAUGAUUCUAGUCAACAUACUGCUCUUGGCUUAAUGCAUUUAAAGAAACUAUUUACUGAUUAUAUUCAUACAUCGCAUAUACUUACUGAUAAUGAACGGAGUACAAAACUGUACACUAUGAUUCCUUUAUUUUGCAAAGUAAAUAUUUAUUGAGUUUAUUAAUUUAAUUUAUUCAGAAUAAACUAUAAGUGUAUACAAUUUUUUUUAUAAUAGGUUUUUGGUAGAAGUCCUUGUGCAGAAAUUAUUGAAAAAUUCUGUGAUAUUAAUAGCUGGUGUUCUGAAAUGUCAGCUCUUAUGGUUGCAGAAAUUCGGCAACGGGCUUCUAAUCAAUCAACAGAAACUGCUAGUAAAGCUAUUGCUAGUUUUUUAGAAAUAGAAAAUUGUGAGGAAUCUAGUAAUGGUUGGAUGCUUUUAUCUACAUUAAAUUUAUUAGCAGCAACUAAUCAGGCUUCUCUAAUAAAAGUAUGUCUACUUACACAAUUGUUUUACAAAUUUGUUUUUAUUUUACAUUUUUUUAUUUGCAGAUAAUGGUAUCAGCUUCUCUUCCGUCAACAUUGGUAAAAUGUUUGUAUCUUUUUUUUGACUUGCCUCCUUUGGAGAAUGAAGAUACAAAAACUGAACAAAGUGAUUUUACUCCAAAAGAACGUCGUAUUUUACUACAAAAAAUAUUUGUUCAAAUAUUAAUUCGAUUAUGCAGUAACCAUUUACCUGCUGAAGAAUUAGUUACAAAAGAUGAUUUGUCUUUAUUAUUUUCUGCUAUUACAAGUUCUUGUCCAUUAUUUAAUGCUGUUUGGAGGAAAUCUUCUGCUGAAGUUUUAAUAACAAUCUCACAACAUGGACUUACGCCAAAAGUUAUACAGUAUAUUCAUGGUAUAUUAAAACAUUUAUUUUAGCUUAUAUAGCUAUUUUUAUAUAAAAUAAUAACAUUUAUAUCACUAUAAAAAUUUAGGAAAAAACUGUAUUGAAAUGUGUAUUGAAAAUAUGCGACAAUGUGCAGAUUUAAGUCCAUUGGAAGUAGUUGAUAUGUUUGUUACUGUAUCAUACUUUUUAAAAGAUUCUUCUGAGGUAUCACAAGUAUUACUUGAUGAUUUUAAUGCUGCACAAGGAUAUAAGUUUCUAUCUGAUUUUCUUUUAAGGUAAGUUAAUAAGAUAUAAUUAAUUUAUUAAUUUUUUGUUGUUCUAAGUAGGGUAUCAUUAGUAAUUAUUUAUACAAUAAAUUGAUAUAAAUUCAUACUAAUGUAUACAAAAAAUUCUACCCAAAGUUAUGCAUAAAGUUUUGCGAUAGGUACCUAUAUUGAAAUAUUGCUGUUAAUGUUGUUUAUUAAUUUUUAGUCUAGAAAAUGAUGAAUCAAGUGAAGCUCUUGAAGCAAUGAGAAAUUUUGUUCUAAUAAUUGCAUCACUUUCAAUGAGUGGUUAUAUGGAAUUAAAACCUAGUCAAGAUCAGACAGACCCAUUAUUUCAACUUGUUGGAUUCUCAUUUCCACAACCUACUGGGCGCGGUAUGUAUAAGCAGUAUAUUUAUUUUUAUAUUUUUGUACAUAUUUUAUUUUUAAUAAGUUAAAAAUUUAUUUUAGGUCAAAGUGUACGGAAUGUAUCUGCGUUUAAUGUUCUUCAAACUGCAUUUAUUCGUUCAGAUUCUAGUGCGCUUUGUUGUACAAUUCUUGAUGCAAUAUCAAAUGUUUAUCACUCUGAUAAUGCCAAUUACUUUAUAUUAGAACCACAAAAUACGUUGCCACAAUUUGCUGAACAUAUACAUUUAAAAAAUCAACAAAUUCAAGACAAAUUUUUCAAGCUUUUAGAGUUUAUUGUUUUUCAACUUAAUUUUGUGCCAGUUAAAGAAUUAGUAUCAAUGGCUCAAUUGCUGAAAACAUUUAGUUCAACAGAAUGUAUUAAGAUAUGUUUGCAAACUUUACUAAAUAUACUUAAGCAUAAUAGUGCAUUUAAAGAUGUAUUUAGGGAUGUCGGCAUACUCGAGGGCUUAUCAAAUAAUUUAAGGAACUAUACACAAGACUUUCUCUCUGACUCUGAAUCAAAAGGUAAUUUUAGAAUAGUUUUUAAUAAUUUUAAUAUUUAAAAAUAUAUACAUUUAACUGGAAAGAUAGGAGAUAAAAAUGGCCUGAGAUAAUAAUUGCAUAGAGUUAAGGUUAUUUUUUACCUUCUGAAUAUUUUAUUAACAGAGAUUAAUAUUUAAAUACUUUGUUAGUAUUUGACAGUUAAACGCUUGUUAUUGGUUUUUAAAUUCAUAAUCGUACCAUAUAUAUAAUUUACUAUAUCGAUUAAUCUAUUCAAAUUUUUAAUUAUAUUAAGAUGAAAAACGUGAUGGUGAUUUAAAACGCGUGAUAAACUUAACAGCAGAAUGUCUAGUUAAUCUUAUGAUGUCUUCACCAACAAAUUGUAAAGUUUUCAAAGAAUGUGGAGGUUCCCAAGUACUAUAUAUCAUACUUGAAUAUCCAUCAACACGUCAGUAUGCCACAGGUAAUUAUUUUUUUUUAUAAUACUAACAAUUUAAUUAUGAGAAGGUACAUGGUUAUUUCAUUUCUUUAGCUAUAUUAAGAGAAAUGAUAUUGAGUACUGGUGGUGAAGAAGAAAUGACUACUCUUUUGGGUACACUUCAUACAGCUGACCAUACUUGUAUACCACUAAAAUCAAGCAUUUUAAAAUUAUUUUUGAGUUGUAUGAAAGAGAGCCACCGUACGAGAACUAUGUUUCGUCGGGUUGAUGGUUUUGUUUAUGUUGUAAGUGCAUUGGUAUCGAUGGAAGGCUGGUUUUCAGAUGAAAAACAAGUAGAUCAAGAAGCUUUAAAAUUUGCUUAUGCAAUUUUUAAUACCAUUACCAUAGCUAUGCGAUUUGAACCAGCAAAUGCUAAGUAUUUUCAUCAAGAAGUAAGUAAAUCAAACUAAAGAAACUACUAAUUUAUUCACUAUACUGUUAGAUUCUGAGUGAAUCGUGGAAUUUAUUGGUUUUACUAUUUUUACGAUUUACCUGUUUUCUAGGCAAAAUAUUGAUACAAUCAAAAAAUAGCAAGAAACCUUUUUUAUUGAAUUUGAAAUUAGUUGGUUAGUAAGAAAUUUGGGUUUUGGUUUUCCAACCAGUUUUCAUAAUAGUUGGGAAACCCCCAAAAAAUAGGAAAAUUUACUGCCUUAAUGGUUUUGUUAUUUUCAAUUUUGGUUUGUUGUAAAUUAUGAUAGUGAGAAAGUUAAAAGUUUUACAGAAUACUAGCCUUUUCUAGACUUGGUAAAACUUUUAAAACAUUUUAUGGAUUUUUAAAUUAUUAAUAGGCAUUUAUUUUUAGUUUUUAUUUGGUAGGUACUAUGUGCUACUUUCAAAUUUAACACUAUUUUCAUUAUAAGUUGUAAUUAAUAAUAAAAGUUGAACAUAAUAAGGUCAUUUUUUUUAAAUAAUCAUUUUGAGAUGCAUAAACAUGUAUAAAUAAACUUUGCUCAGAUGAAUAUUUUAUUAGCAACAGUUUAUUGUUGCUUACGGGUUCAAUAAAUAACUUAUUUAUCCUAAUUUUUUAUUUAGAUUUGUUUGACAAGUUUAUGUGACACAUUAAGAUUAUUGGGCUGUUUUUCCAAUGAAACUCAACUAGAUGAUUAUAUUGAUUUGAUAACUACAUCAUUAGAAGAAAACGUUUUUCAUAACAUAUUUACAAGCAAUAUAAGUAAUCCUGUGUAAGUACCAAAAUAAAUACCUGCUAAUUAUUAUUUCAUAAAAUUUCAUUUUCAAUAGUGUUAUAAAAACUUCAUUUUCCAUCAUAUUUUAUGUUUUUGACAAUUUAGAGAGAAUAAAUGAAAAAAGAUCUUGUAUAUUCACUAUCAUUCCUAAAGUUGAGAAUUAUUUAUGAAAAUAAAUAAGUUAAAAGUAAACUUUUAAUUUGUUUUAUGUUGAUUUUUUUAAUGGAAAUAGCUAAUAGGUAGUAUAGUUUAUUUUACUUUAAAUAUACUAAUAUAAAUUUAAUUUUUUAAUGGGUAUUAAAAAUAAUAUUUUGUACUAUUCUAACAUAUUGAUUAUUAUUUAAAAUUGCAAUAAUUAGAAAUGGUUUGUAUUAUAAUUGUCUUACUGAUAUGUACAUGUCCAGCUCAUUAACAAAAUCUUAAAUUUAAAAAAAAAUUGUUUUCAGACUUACAGAUAACGUUCCUAAGUUUUUAUCUUAUGCCUGUCUAAUAAUGAGAAUGCUGUAUGAUAUUGCUCUUGAUUUAUAUGAUAAGCAGAGUAAUACCACAGUUGUAACAUUUAAGUCACCUGCCCACAGACGAUAUAGUGAAGUUAGAUUUUGUUUUAGACUAUUUAAUAAAGUCUGGAUUAAAUACUAAUUCUGACUGUAUUUAGGUGGCUACAAAACCUCUAGAUUGUCAAAAUAAUAAUCGUCGUACAAUACAACUCAAUUUAACUCCUCCUGCGCCAGAUCCAAUUAUUGUUCACGCUGGUGUUGUAAUUGCUAUGUUACAACUAUUACCAUCAAUUUACAAUCCAUCAGCUCCUAAAGUAUGAUGUUUAAGUAUUAUAAGUAUUUUAAGUGUUACUAAAUUAAAAUAUUUUAUUUUCCAGCUAUCACUUACAUUACAAGUAUAUAUAGGUGAAGUUAUCAGAUCUUUAGUGCGCGGUGAAAGAAAUCAACAGCUUUUAUGUGAUUCUGGAUUUCCAACUACUGUAUUAAAAGUAGGGAGAAUAGCAUUAUUGGAAGAAACACAUCCACUUCACACAGUGUUUCAGUAUAUGUUAGAACGUUUAGCUAUUCAGUUAUUAGAGCCAAAAGAUUUGCGAGAAUUUUUGAGACUUGGUGAACCCCUUUGUUGUGUCCCAUUAGAUUUACUGGACUGUUGGAUAAGUCAUAGUAGUAAAAAACCAGGUGGAACAGUACCGUUAAGUCGUGUAAAAACACUUGUAUCUAUGACUACCCCUAGAGAUCCUUGUAUGCUUACAUUACCUCCAUUUUUUGAAAUGGAUUUAUCUUCUGAAGGUUUUGGAUGCUUAUUUUUACCUAGUAUUGCCCCGCAGUCUCCAAUUAGUGGACCUUCAGUUGUUAAUGUUGCUACACUAACUACUCCCGAUAUGAAUGUAAUUGGAGGAAUAGGAACUGGUUGGUAAAUUUAUUUCAAUUAAUAUGAAGUUAUUUGUUAGCAAUUAUAUUAUACUUUUCUUUUUUUAAAGGUGAUCGAAUGUUCCCUCCACAAAGUGGUCUUAGUUAUUCAACAUGGCUGUGCGUUGAAAAAUUUUCAGAACCAAGAACUGAUCCUCAUCCAGUUCGGCUUCUAACUUUAAUAAGAAAUGUACAAAAUACUAGAGAUCAUUUAGUUUGUUUAGCAGUAGUAUUGUCUGCUCGAGACCGAGCUCUUACUAUAUCCACCCAAGAGACUCCAAUAUCAAUGAGUAUGUUGUGUAUUCAAUUUUAUUAUAAACUUGGAACAAUAGCUGUCACCAUUUCGCCAUCGCCUCUUUGCAGCAGAGCCUGUUUUGCCAUUUUAACGUGUAAAACCAUUUCGCUGUUACAAAAAAAUUUACUAAUAAAAAAAACAUUAACUUAGAAAUAUUAUAUUUAUAUAUAAUUCAUUUUAAAGAUAUAUUUUGAGUAUUAUACAUUUAUUCUACAUAUUGAAUAAUAGUCAAAAAAAAAUGUUUAAGAUAAUGUUAAAGAUGUUAUGUAGGUUACUACAUAACAUUCGUCAAUAUUUAAUAAUAAUAAUAAUAAGAUUAUAUACUUUGAGAAAUUUCUUGCAAAAGUGAAGUGAAACUAAGAUUUUUGUAAUUAUUCACAAUGUUUAUUAAACAUUUUAUCGACGUAUAAUAUUUUCAACUAUUAUUUUGGUGGACUUCUCCUCGUUUCCAAUUGUGCGUAGUAUUUAUCAUGGCUAGAUUGUAUUUUACAGAGACUUGAAGUAAAUGACUAUAAUAUUGUUAGAUGGCUGACACCCAUUUCAGUAUUUAAUCUAAAAUAUUAUUUAUAAUCAUUUGAACCCAUAAAAAUGAAAUAUAUUAUUAUUAAAAUCUGGUGCUUUUUUUAUUUUUUUUUUUGAAGGCAAAAUGGCCUUAUGUUGAAAUAGGUUCUAUUGUGAAACGGCAAUGGCAAUUUGACCAAGAUUAAUUUUAUUUAAUAUUUAUAAUUUGUAAUAUAUUAAAUUUUCAUUUCAGCCAAUGCUGAUUGGGAGCCAAAAGUUAUUGGUGAUUCAUGUGCUAGAAUAUGGUAUCCAGAUCUUGUACAAGAAGGCCAGUGGCAUCAUAUUGUAUUAGUUUUGAAUAGAGCUGUGUUAAAAAAUUCAUCUUUUUCAUUAUAUAUGGAUGGUCAACACAUACAUACUCAAAAGGUAAUAUUUUGCCCUAGUACAAAUAUUUGCGAUGCAUAUAAAUUUUGUUUUAAUUUUUUUAGUUACAUUAUAUAUCUCAAAAUCCUGGUGGGGGUGCAGCUAAUUUAACAAUUGCAUCGUCAGUAUAUGGAUAUAUUGGGACACCUCCAAUUUGGAGAAAAUAUUCAAAAUUAACAUGGAAACAAGGACCUUGUUGUUUAUUGGAAGAGGUAUUAAAUCCUCAUGCUAUAAAAAUAUUGUAUCAGUUAGGUCCUCAUUAUUUUGGAAGUUUACAAGCCCCUGAUAUUAAAGGUAUUCAAUAAAUUUGUAUUAUUUAAUUCAAAUUUUAAACUAAUAGUAUUAAUUAAAUACAUAUGCUCAUUUGAUUUUAAAUAAGAUUUAGAACAUAUUGGACCAUUAGUUUCCGAAGAAAAAGUAAUUUUUGGAUUGAAUGCGAGGGCAGUUUCUCAAUUGACUUUGGCAAAAAUACGAAAAAUUUACAGCAGAGUGGAUAGCAAGUCUAUUGCAAAACAAGUAAAUAUUUUUGAUUGUUUAAAAUUACAAUAAUUAUAGAUUAAUUAAAUUUUAAAUUUCUCAAAUCUAAAAAAAAAAAAAACUAAAAACUAUAUUUUAUUAUAAAUUUAUGUAUAUUUUUAAUUUAACUUUUUAUUAAUGAAUAACGAUUAGUAUAAUAUAACUUUACAAACAUUCAUAAGUUAAUAAAUUUGAGAUCUUUUCAAAAGUAUAAUUUAUCAUAAUUACUAAAAAUAUUAAUAAAUAAUAAGUAUUUAGGUAUAUAAUUUGAUUUGUCUUUUUCUUAGCUUGGGAUGUCAACUCAUGAAAAUGCUACACCUAUUCGUAUAAUGCAUAACACUGCUGGGCAUUUAGCUGGAUCUGCUAGAAGUUUGGGUGGUGUUAUAUUAGGAUAUUUGGGAGUUCGAACAUUUUAUCCUCGCCCAGUGUUAAAAUUAAUUGAUAAUAUUGGAGGUUGUUCUGUAUUAUUGGGUAAAAAUGAAAUUAGUUAACAUUAUGUUUUUAUAGUAGCUAUAAUAUUAUAAAAAUUAUUAUGUUUAUUAUUAUGAUAUAUUUAGGUUUAAUUGCAAUGGCAAGAGAUAUGGAAAGUUUAUAUGCUGCUGUUAAAGCUUUAAGUGGAGUUCUACAGUUAAAUAUGACAGCUAAACGAGAGAUGGAACGUAAACGCGGUUAUCAGCUAUUAGCAUUAUGUUUACGUAGGCAUAAACAUAUGCUGAAUGCUCAUAUUCUUCAUAUAAUACUUGAUUUAGUAAUAACAACAAGAAAUGUUGAAGCUCCAAGUAUACCAGAUGCAGUUGCAUUCAAUGAUUUGAUUUGCGAAUUGAAUGUAUGUACAUUGAAAAUUAAAUUUGACAUCAAUAAUUAAUAAUUAUUACGAUUCAUUAUAUUUAUAUUUUUAAAAGCAGUGCUUUAACUAUGAAGGCAACAUAUUUAUUAUUAGAGUUAUCAAAUUUGACAAAGUACCAGGUCCAUAGUAAUAUCCAUUUUUUUUUUCGGAUGUUGGAUAACAAUAAAAACGUUUACCAGUUACCAUUUAUUUGAAUAUUGAUCUUAAAAUAGAUUUCUCUUUGGUUAUAAAAUAAAUAUUACACAUAACACAAUACGCAUACUAUAAUCUUAAUAAAUUUGUAUUUGGUCUUAUCUCAUAAAUAGAAAGCAAUUUAUUCAUAUCUUUCACUCAGUAUCUGUUUUUUUUAAUGUUUCAAAAGGAGAAAAUUAAAGUAUUUUUUCAUUAUUUUUGUUAAUUUUACUAACAAAUGGAUUACUAAGGUUACUACAAUAAAACCUUAUAACAGAAUCGCUUGGUACCAACUGAAUAAUCAAAUUGAUAGAUAAAUAAGUUUUAAUUUAUGUUGCCCAAUAUGGAUAUUUUAUAUAAUGCCUGGACAUUGUAAAAAACACCCGAAUUGUAUACUUUGCCCAUGACAUAUGUAUAAAAUAUUAGAGUCAUAUUGAAUGGCUCUAAUAAUUGUUAAAUAUAAAUAAAAAUCUUUAAAAACAUUAUUAUACAGAACAAAAGUUGUUGCAUUUGAAAUUUUGUGAUCACUCUGUAUAUUUAACAUUGUCAUUCCUAUAUCAUGUUUCUAAUUUAUUGCACCCUUCACAUUAAAUAAUGAAAAAUAAAUAAUUUUAGGUAUUAGAUUCACAUGAUUCUAAAUAUUUUUACUAAUAUAGUUUUUUAAUUAAAAUUAUUUAGCUUUGGCAAGAAGUCCCAGGUGGUCUUUUACGGUCUCUUCUUGAACAGUUGUAUGAAUUGGUAUCAGACUCUAAUGAAAAAAAAAACAAUUUAAUUAUAUUGAGGAAUAUGGAAAUGGUCCGCAAAAUGGUGAAUUUUUUACCAAUUGUAUUUAAUACUUCUGCACCAUCAACUAUAGAAGUAUUAUUUGCAUUACUUGGAGCAUUAUUAGCAAAACAUCCUUUAUCUGAAGAUUUAUUAUGGUAAGUAAUUAAGUAUUAAACCAAAUAUUAAAAAUGCAUGCAAGUUUUAAAUUGUAUUAGUAGUAUUUAUUAAUAUAUAGAACAUGAUAAUAUUUUAACUACAGUAUACAAUUUCUAUUUUUAAGUUUUGGUCAGUAUAUAGUGUUCACAUUAAAUACUGGUCUCAAUACAGAAUCUAAUCUUAAAGUAGAAGAGUUUGAAAUAAGAAUAAAGGCUAUGGAAAAUAGUGUUGAACUAACCAAUGAAGAUAAAACAAUUUGGUUAAUAUUAUUGCGGAAUCGUUGUUUGCAACUUAUGCAUUCACUCUUAUUCACAAAUAAAAACUUAGUGUGUACUGGGUAAAUAGAAGCAAUAUUAAAUAAUACAUAUAUUAACUAAUAUACUUUUUUUUUGUAGGUUUUGUGAUGAUUUUGUACGAGUAUUAGGUUUUGACUGGGUAAUGUUAUUCAUGCAAUCGAAUAUACAUAGUUCUUCAAUAAUUUGGACCUACAAAAUUCUUACCACUUUAUGUUCUGUACCUACAUUAAUGAUUAAAUUUAGAGAAGCAUCCAGUAAUGGUGGCUGGUUGUAUAAUACAGAACUUUUGCAAAAUAAUAAAGCAAAUCUUAUGCUAAGUAAGUUUUUAAUAAUAACUCGUUUCUAAAACUGGUAUGAUAUUUGUUUUAUUUUGACAUUUUAGAUUAUCAGCUUUCUCCAAGCUUACAAAAGAAUAAUAAAGAAGUAUUAAACAAAAUGGAAGCUUUAAACAUUCCUGGUUUUCAACACUUAACUUGGUUCUUAUCUUCACAUACUGAACUUCCUGAACUGUAUUAUUUUCUGAUGGCUUUAAUGUUGGGACAACCGGCUAAAACUAUACCUAAUGAAAAAAAAGUGGGUAUUCUUUAAAAUACUAUCUAAAAUUAAUUGUCAAUUAAAAUAUGCAUAAUAUAUAUUUUAUUCAGUUAAACCUUGAUGGAAUUUGGAUUUUUAUGUUUGGUGUUCCAAUAAGUCAGUCUUUAUCAGCUGUUAGUGAUCGUAUUGUACUAUGUUCUGAAGCUGUUACUGUUCUUUUGUCUACUGUGAGAUUAAUUUUGAACCAAGAUAACCGAGAGUAAUAUUUUAAUAUAAUAGUAAUUACUAGUCUGUAACUUUACUUUAUAUAAUUCAUUUUUGAUAUUUUUAUUCCAGAAUUAAAUAUGAAGAUUGGUUAGAAGAUCAUCCAGUUACUAUAAUUCAAUUUCUUUUUUAUCUGUAUCACAAUCUUCCAGAUUGGAUGCCAGCUUUUAUGACAUCUGAGAUUUUACACUCAUUGUGUGCUACACUUUUCCCUUAUACAAAUUUUAAUUUAAGUGAGCCAUCCACACCAAAUGAUGACUGUUUUAUUAAAACUCCAGAUGGAACUCCACCUCCAACUGUUCAAAAGGACCAUUCAUUAACUCUACAUCCAUCUAGAAAAUUUGUAAUUGAUUUCCUUAGAGUUAUUGUUGUUGAUUCAUUACUAUUACCAAUAAACAGCAAGUCAUUACCACCUCUAGAUUUAAUUCUCGAUGUAUGUAAUUAUUGACACUGAUAUUUUAUCUAUGUAUAAGUAUAUAUUGAAAGUGUGUAUUCAUUGAUAUUUGUAUAGGCAUCACCAGAAGGUGCAACUUCAUCUCAAGUAUCAAAAUAUCAAACUGAACUUCUAUCGACAUUAAUGGACCAUUUAUUAGCUGCUGAUAUUAUGAUUGGGGAACAAGCAGCUGUAUCUACUGUUCCUGGGGGUAGUUCUCAAAAUAUUCCUCAAAAUGUUUGUUAUUUAACUUGCCGUGUCGUGGACAAACUUUGGCAAGGCGUUCUGAUAAAAGAUGCACACGAAGUAUUUGAUUUUAUUAUGAAAUUAAUUGUUCAAGCAAAGCGAAGACCAUGCUCAGUACCUAUGGAAGGAUUUUAUCACUGUCUUAACAGAACUACUUUAUAUUUGCUCUCUAGAAAUACAGAUUCCAUAGCUUCACAAGUGCCCGUUUUAGAAGCAUUACAUAAACUCACAAAUAAUAGGUAAAUAAACAUACAUGUUUAAUGUAAUGUAUAUUAUGAGUAUGAUUUAAAAAAUGUAAACUAAAUAAAAUACAUAAUUUUAAUAUCCCAAUAUUUCUUUUAAUGUAGAACAUUAGUAUUUGGAGCUGGCAAUCAUGAACUGGAUUUUAUUGGCUGUCUUAUUUAUUGUUUACUGCAGUUGACUUCUGAUAUGAAAAUAAUGUAAUAUUUAAUUGUUUAUCCUAAUUACAUUAUUUAUAUAUUUCAUGGCUUUAUUAAGUUAAAUUGGCUAUUAUAGUUUUAAUAUAUUUAAUAAAUUUGUACAUUAUUUCUAUAGACUGGAUACUAAUGCAAAAACUACGUGGCAUAUAAAUCCAAAUCAAACUGCAGAAGUUGAAGAACAAACAGCUAAACAAGGACAAAAUUUAAUGGCAGUUGCAGCAAAACGUGUCUGGGAAGAAUUAUAUAUAUCCAAAAAGCCAGCUAUUGAAGAGGUAAAUUAUUAUUUAGAAUACUAUAGCAAAUAUUACAUAACUAACAAUGAUGUUUAAAAAAAGAAAUUAAUUUCAAUUUUUUUUGUGAAAUAAAAUAUUUAAAUGUUAGGUAAGUAUAUAUAUAGUUUCUUGAUUUCAUUAUAUGCAAAAGUCAUAAAUCAUUUUCUUUGUAACUUGCCCAAAUCCAACUAUGUAUAAUUUACCUACUUAGUUAAUACAUUAAUAUUAUAAUUACUUAUUUUUGAAUUUUUCUCCAACACAUUUUUAGGUUUUUAAAGUUCCAUUACCAAUGGCAUCAAAUAAUAAAGCUCCAGAUUUACAAUCUGUUCGUGAACUUAUAUAUGAGACUGCUCAAAAACAUUGGCUAACCUAUAUUGACAUGGAAAAAAAGUCAUUGUAUAAAAUGCCAUGGGAGCUGCAAAAUCAAAUUCAAUCAGUAAUAAAUAAAAUAAACAAGUAGAGUAUUUUAAUUUUUUAAGCUAUUUAUAUUAUUUCUAUAUCACUUAAUAGAAAAUACAGAAAGUCACUGGUGGCUUAACACGAUUAGCUUCUCGUAACAAAGUUCUUCGACGUGAUGAAAGCCGUUGGCAAAGUGGAAGUCUUUCAAGCAUUUCAAUACCACUAUCAAGAAUUACUAAAAGUGAAUGGUCUACAUGGGCUAGUCAUGGUUUAAAUGCAAUCUGUGAACUAGUUUCCAUGCAAGUGGCACGGCAGGCUCAGCAUCACUCAUUUACUGUUCGUUAUGUUCUGGAUCAAUGGUAUUUAAUAGAACAGGAGUUAACAAGAGAGAGAGGUCUUUGGGGUCAUUUUACUCCAUGCAAGUAAGUUAAAAUAAUAUUGAUUUAUGUAUCCAAUGUAAACAAACCUUUGAUUUUAGAUUAGACAAGUGGAUAUUAGAUAUGACGGAAGGUCCGUGUAGAAUGCGUAAAAAAAUGGUAAAAAACCAUCAGUUCUACAUUCAUUACCCAUAUCGACCAGAACUCGAAUCUGGAGACAAUGUAAAUUUUAUAUUAUUAAAUAUAUUUACAUAUGACUACUAAUUUGAACUAUUUCUUAUUUUAGAAAGGGUUAAAAUAUCGUGUAGCUACAAGUUAUGAUAGCAAAGAGUAUUGUCAAAAAUAUAAAUUACCUUCUCUAAUAGAUAUGGAAAAUUUGGCUCCACAAUCAAAUGAAAAUAAUAAAUUUAUGAAUGUAAUUGUUGGUCAAGAAACUUUUGAUUUUGACAAAAAUUUAGAAGACAGUGGUAAACAUUCUAUUAUAUUUUUUUAAAAUAAUUAUUUUGUAAAAGUUUAUAUACACAUAAAAAAAAAAUGUUUAAUAUGAAAAAGUUUACAAUUUUGAAUCAUCUAAGUUUUAAAAUUAAAUUUUGAUGAAAAUUUUAAAUAUUACGGUCUUCCAAAAUAUCUAUAACAAAACUUUGUUUCAAAUUGUUUAUUGUUGACAAUAGUUCAUAGUUGAUUAUUGGUAUAAUUUAAAUAACUUUGUACAUCCUGAUUACCUAUUUACAACAGUGGUUGCAAUUGUCUCUAGUAUCAGUUUAUUAUUAAAUGUGUACUUGUACACAAUGAAUCACAACUAUAAUAAUCACCUAUAUAUACAAAAUAAUAAUAUUUUAACCAAUUAACAGCAUUCAAUCCAAAAUGUAAUUAUUUCUUGUUGGCAACUUAAAUAUUAAAAUAUUUAUUGUGUAUACAUUUGUCUAACGUUUCAAUUUUUAGAAUUGCCAUUCAAAGGAUUGAAACGUGCUGUUAGAAGAUCAACAUCUGAGCCAGAAGAUGGAAUUGAUGAUUAUGAUACGGAAAGUGGAAUUGAAGACCAAGCACCACCAGAUGAUAAUCAUACAAUAAUUCGACUUUUGGAACCAAAUGAAAAAGUAAGAUUAUAAAACAUAUUAUAGUAUAGUUAAUAUAUUUAGUUAAUACAUAAUGUUUAUCACUUUAGAUUAGUCAUAUGUUUCGGUGUGCAAGAAUUCAAGGUCUGGAUACAUAUGAGGGUUUACUUUUAUUCGGUAAAGAUCAUGUGUAUAUUGUUGAUGGCUUUACGUUACUUAAAACUAGAGAGAUAAGAGAUAUUGAUACUUUAUUGCCCAAUUCAUAUGAGCCAUUAUUACCAAGUCCUGGAAAUGGAAGUCCCAACCGGGUGCGCAUUAAAAAACAAAGUUCAAAAUUUUCUUAUGAUGAUAUAAGGUACAUCAAAAAUAUUAACUAUACUUAAUAAAAAAAAAAUUAUAAUAUAUUUUAAUAAAAAUGUAGGGAAGUGCAUAAACGACGAUAUCUACUACAACCAAUUGCUGUUGAAUUGUUUUCUGCUGAUGGGCGUAAUCAUUUAUUAGCUCUUCCAAGAAAACUUAGAAAUAAAGUUUUCAAUCGGUAACAUAUUUAAAAUUGUUGUUAAUGCUCAUUUUUAUAAUGUGCCUUCUUGGUUCAAACACAUUUUUCUUGUAGUCUUUUAAAAUGUUUGUUAAAAAUAUUUGAUGCAUUGUAAACAAUUGAAUUAAAAAUUAAAUGUGUUUAAAGAUUUAUGGCAUAUUCAACCUCUAUAGCAGAUAAUGCUCAUCAAUCUGUUGCUGGGCAAAAAAGAACUGCAAAUGUUGAACAGAGCACAAGUCUUCUUUCAAAUUUAAUGGGAGAAACCACAGUUACUCAAAGAUGGGUGGUAAGUGUAAAGGAAAAAGAUUAUAUUUAAUUUAAUAUGACAAUAUAUAAGACAUAUUUCACACAAUAGAUGGGCUAGUGUUGUAGGUGAAAAGUUGUGAAGGUAGGAUUUAGAUGAGAAUUCAAUGUAUAUAUAUACGCAAUAGUUAAUCUUUACUAAUGAAAAACUAUUCCGAGCAGAGUUUGGUUACAAUACACAUGUUUUGAAAGGCUGUAAUUUUUAUGAUUUUCAUCAAAAUUUGAUUUUAAAACUUAAAAAAACAAAAAAUACCAUAUUACAUUUAUUUUUUUUGUUCGUCCAAAAUUAUAGUAAAUCUCUAAAUAAACCACCCAUCAAAUUUUCAAGUUUUCUGUUUGAUCUAACAAUUUUAACCGCAGUGUACCAAUUGAAUAAAAAUUAUGUAAAAAAUUUAAAUGUCUAUAAAUAGACAUUUACUAUUAUACUAUUCCAUUAUUGGCAUAUGCUGAUGAUAUAGUACUGAUGGACAAAUCUCAAGCUGGAGUUAAACAGCUCUGUGACAGACUUAAUGACGCAGCACAGAAAGUAGGACUACAAAUUAAUGAACAAAAAACUGAAUAUAUGAUUAUAGGUAGACAAAAUUGGAUGGAUCAUGUUUUAGAGGUAGAUCAUUUUAAAUUUAAGAGAGUCAAUUCUUNAAGCGGGAAACAGGACUUAUUAUGGUUUGGAGAAACUAUUAAGUUCUAAAUCAUUAUCAAGAGAGAUAAAGAGACGUUUGUAUACUAGUCUAAUACGGCCAGUGAUAUUGUACGGAUUGGAAACCGGGGCACUAAGGAAAUCAGAUGAGAAUAAGUUUUUAAUACUAGAAAGGAAAAUAUUACGAAAGAUCUUCGGUCCAAUAAAAGAUAACAUCACAGGAGCGCGGAGAAGAAGGAAAAAUAUAGAGCUACAAGAAAUUUUUAAUGAAAAUAACAUAGCAGGGACAAUCAAGAAAAAAAGGUUGCGGUGGGCAGGACAUGCAAUGCGAAGCCAGAACUCUUUACUAAGAAUGGUUUUAGAACAGAAUCCAUUAGGAAAAAGGACUUUGGGAAGACCAAAAUUGAGAUGGGAAGAUUUAGUUAAGAGAGAUAUAGAAGACUUAGGAGCAAACUGGAAGGAUUUGGCGAUAAAUAGAGAUGCCUGGAGAAUUGGUUGUGACACGGGAUGGUCCUAGCGGCCGAUUAACCCAAGAAAAAAAAAAAUAAAUAAAUAAAUAGCUCAAAAAUGUCUAGCAAAAUUGUAAAUAAUACAUUUCAUACAUUUUCCCCAAUUUUUCUUAUACUCUUUCCCAAUUAUUAUGAAAACCAUUUGGAAAAUCAAAAAAUGGCUCCCUAAGGUACUAUGUAGUUUGUCUACAAUUUUGUAUUAUCCCUACAAUUUUUUCAUACAUUUUCAGAAAUAUAAUUAAAAAAGUAAACAUCUUUGGAAAAUCAGAAUCUUCUUUUUUCACUUAAUCUUUGUUCAGAAUUUAAAAAAGGUUCUUUUUCAUUAUAUUUAGAUUUUAAGUAGAAAUAACAUAUUUAAUUUUUAAUUUUUUUAUUUAUUAUAAAUUACGGGACAAGCCCAGUUUAAAUUGAUUAUUCUUAUAUUCAACAUAUAUUUUACUUAUAUUAAAUUUAUAAUAAUUUUAUAUUUACUAUAUUUUAUUUGGCUUACGUCAUCAUCAGGUUGCUGAUAAAGAAUGCUAUUUAAUGGUUUACAUAAAACAAUUUAAAAAAAGAACAAUUUAAAUUUUAAAAUGAUUAUGUUUAUUUUUAUUUUUAAAUUUAUAUUGUUCCUUUGUUCCUUUUUUAAAAUUGUUCUAUGUAAACCAUUAAGUAACAUUCUAUAUCAGCAACCUGGUGAUGGCAUAAGCUGAAACUACAUAGUUGUGUAAAUAAAACUUAUUAACACUUUAUGUUAAUAUAUUUUUUGAAUAAAAUUUUUUUGUGUAUAAUUAAAUAAGUGUCAAAACAUCUCAAAUACAUAAUUUAUUUUUAUUAUAUUGAAGUACAUGGGUAAAAAAAUGAUAAUUUUACAUCAGUAUUUUAUCUAUACAUUUUUGUUUUGUAUUAAAUUUGUUUUUUAUAGAAAGGAGAAAUAUCUAAUUUCCAAUAUUUAAUGCAUUUAAAUACAUUGGCUGGUCGGAGUUACAAUGAUCUUAUGCAAUAUCCAGUAUUUCCUUGGAUAUUAAAUGAUUACGAAUCUGAUGUACUUGACUUGUCUAAUACUGCUAUCUUCAGAGAUUUCUCUAAACCAAUGGGUGCUCAAUGUCCUCAGCGGCUUGAACAGUUUUUAAAAAGGUACAACAUAGUAUAGUACAUUUAAAUAAAUUUAUUUUUUCUCCCCAAACAAUUUUACUUAAUCAAAUGGAGUUUUACCAAACAAUGUCUUUCUAUUUUUCCUUCUUUUGCUCUUUUCCUUGUAGUAAUACUAUAGAUUUCAUAAUUUUUUAUUUUAGAUACCGCGAAUGGGAUGACCCUCAUGGCGAAACUCCUCCCUAUCAUUUUGGUACACAUUAUUCUUCAGCUAUGAUUGUAUGUUCAUAUUUAGUUCGUAUGGAACCAUUCACUCAGCAUUUUCUCAGGCUACAAGUUAGUUAUUAGUUAAUUAUGUAUUUGUGUAGUAUAGAACUAAUAUUAGUUUAUACUAAACUACUUUUAUUUAGGGAGGACAUUUUGAUUUGGCAGAUCGUAUGUUCAAUAGUAUUCGAGAAGCAUGGUUAUCUGCUUCUAAAACCAAUAUGGCUGAUGUAAAAGAACUUGUACCAGAAUUCUUUUAUUUGCCAGAAUUUUUGGUUAAUUCUAAUAAUUUUGAUUUGGGUAUUUUGUUUAAAAUUGCUAUUUUUAUACUAUUCUUAUUAUUUUGGAAUAUAAAUAAUUUUAGGAUGCAAGCAAAAUGGUGUACAGUUAAAUGAUGUAGUUUUACCACCAUGGGCUAAAGAUGAUCCACAUGAGUUUAUACGAGUACACAGAGCUGCACUUGAGUCGGAAUAUGUUUCACAACAUCUUCAUGAAUGGAUAGAUUUAAUAUUUGGCUAUAAGCAAUUAGGCCAACCCGCUGUACAGGCUUGUAAUCUUUUUCACCAUUUAUUUUAUGAAGGAAAUGUUGAUAUAUAUAGGUAAAUUUUAAAUUUUUUUAAAUUGAAUAAAUAUUUAUUUUUAUUUCUAUUUGUUUAUACAGUAUUGAUGAUCCAUUGAAGAAAAACGCGACCAUUGGUUUUAUAAAUAAUUUUGGUCAAAUUCCAAAGCAGCUUUUUAAAAAACCUCAUCCAUGUAAAAAACAACCCAACAAUAGAACAUCAAUGCUCGAUGCUGCUAAUCCUAUUUUAAGUUCUAAUACUAAUUCAACUUUUUAUGAUAAGCUUUUCUUUUAUCAUUUAGACAAUCUUAAACCAUCAUUACAACCAAUAAAAGGUUUGUUGAUAAAAUAAUUAAUAAUAUAUAAUUUUAAUUUUAAACAAUUACAUUUUAUGUGAUUUCAGAAUUAAAAGGUCCUGUUGGUCAAAUUCUACAAGUUGAUAAGAAUGUAUUGGCUGUUGAACAGAAUAAAGCAUUGAUGCCACCUAGUUUUAAUAAAACUAUUACAUGGGGUUUUGCUGACCAUAGUUUGAGGUUAGCACAAUAUGAAACUGAUAAACCAAUUGUAAUUUGUGAAAGUUCAAGUCAAUCACCUGGUGAAAUUGUAACUUGUGUUUGUCCUACUUCAAAAACUGUUAUCACAGCUGGAACUAGCACAGUAAUGUUAAACAUAAUUUUAAACAUUUACAAUUUUAAAUUAAUAAUUUUAAAUUUAUGCAGGUUUUGACUGUAUGGGAGUUAGAUUUAAACAAUAAAUCUUUAAAAAUUGUUGAUAAUUUGUAUGGCCACACAGAAGCAGUUACUUGUUUGGCUGCUAGUGAUACAUACAAUAUUGUUGUUUCGGGUAGCAGAGAUUGCACAGCUAUAGUUUGGGAUUUAUGUACAAAAGCUUUUGUGAGACAGUUGAAGAAACAUAAUGCUCCAGUUGCAGCUCUAGCAAUUAAUAACUCAACAGUUAAUAAAAUCUUGAAUAUUUAAUUAUUUAUUUUUUUUGUAUGACAAUUUGUUAAAUUUGUUUUAAAAAUUAUUAGGGUCAAAUAGCUUCAUGUGCUGGUACUAUGUUACAUAUUUAUACUAUAAAUGGGGAAGAAUUAGCGAAUGUUGAUACUAGUGUUGGACGUGCUGAUAGAAUGCAGCAAAUAUUAUGUGUAGCUUUUUCACAAGCUAUUGACUGGGAUCCUCAAAAUGUUAUUAUUACAGGGUCAUCGGAUGGAGUUGUUAGAGUAUGUGUGCUUAAAAAUAAAGUAGUUUUUACUUUGUACUUAAAGUAAUUAAUAUUCAAUAGAUGUGGUCGAUGGAAUAUGUGCAAGUUCCUAAAAUUCCAUUUAAUAGCUUGGCAAAAGAGUUUUCAGUGUCUAAAGAAUGUGGUGAUGAAAAGAUUAAAGACAUUGGAGAAAGUAAUAAUAUACUAAAAACUCGACCAAUUGCUGUUCAAAGGCUAGUGAAACAACUAAGUAUAUCCUCAGAAACUAUUAAUGAGCAAGGAUUAGUAAUAAAAAGUGGAUCUGAGAGCAGUCUUUCAGAAUAUGAACCUAAAACCCCUAUAAAAAAGAUUGAAGGAGUUGAUAAAAUAGGUUUUGAAAAUGAUGAAAUUGAUUCAACUCCUACAGUUCCAAUUAGAAAAAAGAGGUAUUUUUAACUACCUAUAAUUUAAUUAAUCGUAAUUAUUUUCAUUAUUAUUUUAAUUUGUAUUUAGAGCAAUUAAACCUAAUCCAUUGCUUAGAAAAUCAGAAUGUAACACAUCCAGUUCUACUGAUGAGCCAAAUAUCCAACAAGAAACUUUAUCAGUUGCUGAUUCAGGAUUACGGUUAAGUAAAAGUGAAACUAAUCUCAUUGAAUCAUUUAUUGUUGUUGAUCCAGAUGAUUUAAGUCCAAAACCUAAACCAGUCAGUCCUUUACAUAGAUUGAGGGAUGGUGUGUUUAAAAUAUUAUUAUUUAAUUUAUUGAAAAAUUUAAAACUGAUAAUAAAAUUUGUUACGAGACAGGUUUUCAGUGGCAACGUCAGUUAGUAUUUCGUAGUAAAUUGACUAUGCAUACAGCGUAUGACCGUAAAGAUAAUACUGAACCAGCUUCAAUAACAUGUAUUUCAAUUUCAAAGUAUGUUUAAAUAUGUAAUGAAAAUGAUGGGAUCAUAAUUGUUAUUUGGACUGUGUAUAGGGACCAUAAAACAGUUUAUGUAGGGGACGCUAGAGGUCGUGUUUUUACAUGGAAUGUAGCUGAACAGCCAGGUAAAGGUGUAGCUGAUCAUUGGUUAAAAGAUGAAGGAGCAGAGCAGUGUAAUUUAUGUGAUGUAAAAUUUUCUCUGUAUGAGAGACGACAUCAUUGCCGCAAUUGUGGACAAUUAUUUUGUUCAAAGUAAUUAUUGCUACUUUUUAAUGACUGAGAAAUAAAAUUAUUUUAAUAGUUUUGCUAUCAUAAUUUAAUUAUUUUAUUUUUCUUAGGUGUAGCAAAUAUGAAUCUGAAAUAUCAAGAUUACGAAUAUUAAAACCAGUGCGGGUGUGUAAGCCAUGCCACACAUCAUUGCAGGCAGCCAAACACACUUAG